Molecule: messenger RNA, 2113 nt
Organism: Euleptes europaea (tarantolino)
Lineage: Eukaryota; Metazoa; Chordata; Lepidosauria; Squamata; Sphaerodactylidae
Gene: ADIPOR1
Product: adiponectin receptor 1
Exons: 9
Coding region: 228-1355 (375 amino acids)
Biological process (GO): adiponectin-activated signaling pathway
Cellular component (GO): plasma membrane
Molecular function (GO): signaling receptor activity
Source: RefSeq, a predicted model, not a curated record
GCUCGUCGGAGACGCCGCCGGUGGUGCUUAAGCCUGUCUCUGCGGGAUGUAGCAACGAGGGCGGUCCGGCUUUACAGAGCUGGAAUGGCAAACUGGGUGGAAGUGUGAGCUGGUAUCCUGCAAAGUGCAUCAUUUUCUCCUAACAAUUUACAGUGAGAAUUCAUAAGGGUGCUGGAGAAGUCUGGUGUUCUACUUUUGCAGAAGUCUGGUGUCUGUGUGCUGACCAGAUGUCGUCCCGUAAAGGAUCGGUAACCAGCCAAGGAAAUGGACCUUCAAAUAAUGUCAGAGACAGGGAAGAUGUGGAACUGGCUGAACUUGGACCCCUGUUAGAGGAGAAAGGAGACCAGGUGGCAACUACUUCAUCCUGUGCUCAAGACCAGCCAUGUCCAGCAACCCAAGAGGAGGAGGAGGAGGAGGUGCGGGUGCUGACUCUCCCUUUGCAAGCACAUCAUGCUAUGGAAAAAAUGGAGGAAUUUGUAUACAAGGUCUGGGAGGGUCGCUGGAGAGUUAUUCCCUAUGACGUGCUGCCUGACUGGCUGAAAGAUAACGACUACCUGUUGCAUGGGCAUCGCCCCCCCAUGCCAUCUUUCAGAGCGUGCUUCAAGAGCAUCUUCCGUAUACACACUGAGACAGGCAACAUCUGGACGCACUUAUUAGGUUUUGUGUUGUUUCUUGGCCUGGGAAUUUUGACCAUGCUUAGGCCAAAUAUGUACUUCAUGGCCCCUCUUCAGGAAAAGGUGGUGUUUGGAAUGUUCUUUCUUGGAGCAGUGCUGUGUCUCAGCUUUUCCUGGCUUUUUCAUACAGUCUACUGUCAUUCAGAGAAGGUGUCUCGGACAUUUUCCAAGUUGGAUUACUCUGGAAUAGCUCUGCUAAUCAUGGGGAGUUUUGUUCCAUGGCUGUACUAUUCUUUCUACUGCUCUCCGCAGCCUCGACUUAUCUACCUCUCCAUUGUGUGUGUGCUGGGUAUCUCAGCAAUCAUUGUUGCACAGUGGGACAGAUUUGCAACACCUAAGCACAGGCAAACAAGAGCAGGAGUGUUCCUGGGACUGGGGCUGAGUGGUGUGGUCCCCACCAUGCAUUUCACCAUAGCAGAAGGCUUUGUAAAAGCCACCACUGUGGGCCAGAUGGGCUGGUUUUUCCUUAUGGCCGUGAUGUACAUAACAGGAGCUGGGCUGUACGCUGCCCGAAUUCCAGAGCGCUUCUUUCCUGGCAAGUUUGACAUCUGGUUCCAGUCCCACCAGAUCUUUCAUGUGCUGGUGGUGGCUGCAGCCUUUGUCCAUUUCUACGGGGUCUCCAAUUUGCAGGAAUUCCGUUACGGACUUGAAGGAGGAUGUACUGACGACUCUCUUCUCUGAGAACUUUAGAGGACUUUGGUACAAGCUUCCCAAGUGCUUUUAAAAUUACUUCUUUGCUAAAAUCAAAAGAAGACUGAACAUUUUUUUAAAAACAAACAAACAAAUUGGCAGUGUUGGCAGUGGCCAUUCCUGGCUUUCCUUUUCUCAGGAAGAUGGGGGUGGGAAGGUUUGCCAACAGUGUCCACUGGGUGGAAGUGCCUCCAGCAGCAAGCCCCUUCUUGACAAGUGAGUUGACCGCUCACAGGAAUUACACUGGUGGUUUUCUGGACACUAGAGAAAUUCUAGCACCUGGCAAAAAAGGAAAGGGGUUUGUUACCUGCUCUUUGAUGCUGCACACAUACCCCAUGCUUGAAGAAACUCUAAAUGUUUGUGACCCAUCAGACACCCAUUUCUCCUUUGGAUCUGUAAGAGACGAGUUGCGUUUGUGUGGCAAGGGCGCUGGCAGCUCAUAGCGGGAGAGCUCAGAGGAGGAUGCAUAGGGCCGUUUAACUAGAGAUUUGUCCUCUUUCUUGACAAAGUAAUGUAUGCCUGAAAAGAGAGUAUUUAAUAUUUAAUAAGCUUUAAAAAAUAAGUUGCUAUCCCUCCAGCCUAUUGUUACUGGAGAGCUAUUCAUGGUAUUACAAGUGGGGUGUUUAGAGGAUUGUGGAGCUGUUGUUGCUUUUAUGCCACGGUGACUGAAAUAAAAGGUCUGUAGCUUUUAAUACUGGGCAGUUCAAGGGUUCAGCUCAAAUGCCUGCAGAUAAUUUUUCUCCCCUGGA